Orbilia oligospora ATCC 24927 is the source of this 1662-nucleotide messenger RNA. RefSeq lists its product as uncharacterized. The transcript has 3 exons. The record is from RefSeq and is a predicted model, not a curated record. Gene Ontology annotation, cellular component: glucosidase II complex. Lineage: Eukaryota; Fungi; Ascomycota; Orbiliomycetes; Orbiliales; Orbiliaceae. The coding region runs from base 1 to 1662 and encodes 553 amino acids. Gene Ontology annotation, biological process: N-glycan processing.
AUGAAGUCAAUCCUUCUCCUCUCUUUACCCCUCGCUCUGGCCGAUGGCUCUCAAAAGCCCAUAGGGGACGCGUGGGCUCUCCCACGCGGCUUAAACCCAGCUUUAUCCGAUAAAUACCGCCCGUCCUCCUCCCAAACCUUCAACUGCCUUACACAACCCCAAAUAUCCCUGCCAAUCUCUCUUCUAAAUGACGACUUCUGUGAUUGUCCCGAUGGCAGCGACGAACCCGGUACCUCGGCCUGUGCUCACAUAAGCAGCUCUGUGAACCCUCUACCAGGGUUUUUCUGCCAAAAUCAGGGCCAUGUUCCUGCAUAUAUCCCUUUUAACCGUAUAAACGAUGGAAUAUGCGAUUAUGAAACUUGCUGUGAUGGCAGUGAUGAGUGGAUGGGUGUUGGUGGUAUAAAAUGUCCGAAUAGGUGUGAAGAAAUCGGAAAGGAAGCUAGGAAGGCAGCAGAAGAAAGACGAAAGCUUUAUGAAAGUGGCAUUAGGAGCUAUAAAAAACUUGUAGAGAAGGCGGUUUUUGUUAAGAAAGAGGUGGAGGAUAAGAUUGUUGCUGUAACUGGCGAAAUCAAGAGAUAUGAAGGCCUUGUGGAGGAGAAAAAGGCAGGAUUGAAGAAGGCUGAGGAUGAGGAGAAACUCAAGGUUGAUAAAUUGGCUGCUACUGGCGAUGAAGGGAAGAGCAGACACCAAAAGCUCCUUGACUACUCAAAGGAUAAGCUUUCGGACCACCAAGAAAAACUUUCGAAACUCUUCGAUGAGGCCCAAAGGCUGAAGGAAGAGCUCGACAAGACCGAGAAGAUCCUCAAAACAUUCAAAGAGGAAUACAAUCCUAAUUUCAACGACGAGGGUGUUAAAAGGGCCGUCAAUUCAUGGGAAGAUUACCUAGCGGCAAAGGCUACGGAAGACACUCUUACUGGAGAUUACCUAGCAGAGGUUACAGGUCUGAUGUAUGAAAGUCACCGAUGGGAGGAAUAUGAACCCGAAGAUGAUGAUAUUGCCCAAGACAUGUACGCAAUUGAGGCUUUCCUACCACCUUUCCUCCGCACCAUGGUUCACGAACAGCUCUCCUCCCUCCGCACCUCACUAGUAGAAUACGGCCUCCUCGCCCCCCGAAAACCAAAACAAUCCGCCAAAUCCACCGGCACCGUUCCACCCCACAUCCAGAAGCUAACCGACGACCUCACCUCAACUGAAUCGAACCUCUCUCAGAAGAAAUCUGAACUCACAAAUCUCCAAAACGAUCUUACAAAAGAUUACGGCCCACAAUCCGUUUUUAGAUCCCUCAAGGAUGUCUGUACUGAAGCAGCAAGCGGUGAAUAUACAUACUCCUUCUGCCAUUUAGGUCGUGCCACCCAAAAGAACAGAGAGGGUGGUUCAACCCAUCUGGGAGAUUGGACAGGAUUUGAUCGAAGAUACGAUGAUGAGAUCGAACAGGAAGUUACGGUUAUUAAGUACGAAAAAGGAUUGAGAUGCUGGAAUGGACCGGAGAGGAGUGCAUACGUUUAUCUGAGAUGCAGCGCCGAGGAAAAGAUCUUAAGUGUCGCCGAGACCGAGAAGUGUGUGUAUAAGUAUGUGGCUACUAGUCCUGCGGCUUGUGGAGAUAUCGCCGCGGAGGGCCAGGAAGGUAUUGUCACGGGAGAGGCGAAACGACAGGUAAAUUAA